This is a messenger RNA of Triticum turgidum subsp. durum (durum wheat), 4071 nucleotides long. NCBI's taxonomy places the organism in Eukaryota, Viridiplantae, Streptophyta, Magnoliopsida, Poales, Poaceae. The record is from the annotation of a GenBank genome assembly.
AUGAGCCCGUUAAGGCAGCCUCCCCCACGCGCAAGCUAUGAAGACAGCGCGCGAGGACAACUGGAUCGCCCAGAGAACUUUUCACGCAGUCAACCUGCAAACAUGAUGCAGCGCAAGGUCGGUCAGCGACGGCCUGUCCUCCAGCUCGGCCACAACUCGGAGCAGAUCAGGGACAAGCUACUGCAAGCGCAAGGCCUGCUGCACAGCGCCCGGGGGAGCCACAACCCUGGCCUGCAGGGCUUGCUGGAGAAGCUGAGCAGGGACGCCGACCAGGCAGAGGACUUGCUGGAUGAGGUCCGCUACUUCCAGAUCCAUGACAGACUCCACGGCACCAGCUACGCCACCACCCAAGAUGGUAGUGAUGAUGAUGCUGCUGUUGCCGGUGCACCACUCCGCGUCACCAACUCUGCUAGUGCUGAUGGUGAUAUGCUGCAUUUCGACAUAGUGUCCAUGUCCAGCAAAAUCAAGUCCCUGUUACAGGGCAUGGAGUCCCACUGUGAUUCGGUCUCCAAUUUGCUCGGCAUCGGCAGUAUCCCAAGCAACAGCACAGCAGUCGUCGUACAUCGGCCUCAGACUGCUUCCAUGAUUAUACAAGAUAAAUUGUAUGGCAGGACAUGCAUUUUUGAGGAAACUGUCAAUCGUAUCACUGAUACUGGUGCCACACAGACUGUUUCUGUUCUUCCUAUAGUUGGUCCAGGGGGUAUUGGAAAGACAACUUUCACCCAGCACCUGUAUAAUGAUGCAAGGACUAAAAAUCACUUUGAUGUCCAGGUCUGGGUAUGCGUAUCCACUGAUUUUGAUGUUCUUAAGCUCACCAGGGAGAUACUCGUCUGCAUACUUGCAACUGAAGGAGGAAGCAGCGGUGUUACAAAUGAAACAACCAAUUUAAACCAGCUUCAGAAAUCCAUAUCAGAACGUCUCAAGUCCAAGAGGUUUCUAAUUGUCUUGGAUGAUAUAUGGAAAUGUGACGGUGUGGAUCAGUGGAGAACCCUGUUAGCUCCGUUCACAAAGGGGGAAACCAAAGGAAGCAUGCUACUUGUCACAACUCGAUUCCCAAAGCUAGCACGAAUGAUGGAAACAGUUGAUUCACUACAACUCGCAGGUUUGGAGCCUAGUGACUUCUUCACAUUCUUUGAAGCAUGUAUAUUUGGUGAUCACAACCCUGAGCAUUACGAAUAUGAGUUAGCUGGUAUUGCACGAAAAAUAGCAAACAAGCUAAAGGGUUCCCCGCUAGCAGCCAAAACAGUUGGUAGGCUAUUACACAAGGAACUUUCUCAGAAACAUUGGAAUGGAGUUCUUGGAAAGCAUCAGUGGCUAAAGCAGCAAAAUAAUGAUGAUAUCAUGCCAUCUUUAAAAAUUAGCUACGAUUACCUCCCUUUUGAUCUGAAGAAAUGCUUUUCCUAUUGUGGUCUUUUCCCUGAAGAUCAUGAGUUUACUUCUUCAGAAAUUAAUCAGUUCUGGGUUGCAAUUGGCAUCAUAGACUCUAAUCACCGAGCCGAUAGGAAUUACUUGGAAGAAUUAGUGGACAAUGGUUUUCUCAUGAAGGAAUUUGAUUGCUAUGUAAUGCAUGAUUUAAUGCAUGAGCUAUCUCAGAGUGUUUCUGCACAAGAAUGCCUCAAUAUAAGUGGCUUAGAUUUCAGAGCUGAUGCCAUUCCACAAUCUGUUCGGCACUUAUCUAUCAACAUAGAAGACAUAUAUGAUGCAAAUUUUGAGCAAGAAAUGUGUAAACUAAGGGAGAAGAUAGACAUUGCAAAUCUUCGGACUUUGAUGUUUUUUAGAGAAUAUGGAGAUGAAGGAAUCGCCAAGAUUUUGAAAGACAGCUUCAAGGAAAUAAAUAGUCUGCGUGUCCUAUUUAUAGUGGUGAAGUCUGCACAAUCUUUUCCAUAUAGGUUUUCAAAACUUAUACACCUCCAGUACCUCAAAAUUAGGUCAGCUUACUACGGUGAAAGUUUACCUAGUACACUAUCAAGAUUUUAUCACUUGAAAUUCUUGGACCUAGAUUAUUGGCGUGGUCGUUCUGAUUUGCCUGAAGACUUUUGCCACCUUGAGAAUUUACAUGAUUUCCAUGGUAGAAAUGAAUUCCACUCCAACAUUCGCAAUGUCGGAAAGAUGAAGCAUCUGCAGGAGCUAAAAGAAUUCCAUGUCAGGAAAAGGAGCAUGGGAUUUGAACUGACAGAACUUGGGGCAUUGCCAGAGCUUGAAGGAGGACUGAUUAUACGUGGUCUUGAACACGUGGCAACCAAGGAGGAAGCUACUGCAGCCAAACUGAUAUUGAAAAGGAAUCUGAAGGAGCUGGAAUUACUUUGGGACAGAGACCUUGAUGGACCAACUGCAGAUGAUGAUAUUCUUGAUGCUCUUCAACCACACUCUAAUCUUAGAGUACUUGCAAUUGUAAAUCAUGGUGGUACCGUUGGUCCUAGUUGGUUGUGUUUUGGCAUCUGGUUAACAAGUUUAGAGACUCUCGCUCUAGAAGGCGUAUCUUGGAGGAUACUCCCACCUUUUGGGAAGCUACCAAAUCUGAAGGGACUCUAUUUGAAGAAAGUCUGUGGAAUGGAUCAGUUUGGGCCUCGUUGUGGAGGCGCUCCAGGCAAAUGUUUUAUGCGCUUGAAGACGGCUGGGUUUUGUGAGAUGCCAGAUCUUGCUGAAUGGGAUGUGGAACAUAAUUGCCAUUCCUUUCCAAGUCUUGAAGAAAUCAAAUGCAUCGGUUGUCCCAAUCUCCGUGUGAUGCCCUUCUCAGAGGCAUCUUGCACCAAUUUGCGCAAACUUUAUGUUUCCAGGUGCCCCAAGAUGUCUCUGCCCUCCAUGCCUCACACCUCCACACUGACAAAUUUGGAUGUUCAAGGAGAUAUGUUAGAAUCGUUGUUGUCUUAUGAUGGAAAGAAAUUGGUUGUUAGAGGUUAUGGCGGUGCUUUGGCCUCCCACAAUCUGGAUGAAGUAGAAGAUAUGGCUAUUGCAGAUGCAUCACGCAUAUCAUUUACAGACAUCAAAAAGCUUAAACCCCUAACAAAAGUAACCGUCAGAAGAUGCGACGGUUUCUUCCCUGAAGAGCUGGAUGGAAGUAUUGUCUUGCAUUCAGUUAAGAGUCUCAUAUUAGAUGUAUCUCAUCUUACCAACAAAUCAUCAUCAUCAAAAGUGUUAAACUGUUUCCCAACUCUUUCUGUGUUGGAGGUAGACGGUUACCUUUCAGUUGACUUUCGAUUAUGUGACUAUGAGGAACGUGUAAUGCAGUUGCCAUCAUCCAGCUCACUGCAGGAACUUGCCUUCAAACACUGUAAGGGCCUAGUUCUUGUGCCCGUGGAGAAUGGAGGAGGAAUUCAGGAGGACAAGUCAUUGCUCCAAUCAUUAACAAUAUUCAAUUGUGGUCGAUUUUUCUGUCGGUGGCCCAUGGGAAAGGGAGAAUCAGAGACCAUUUGCCCUUUCCCUGCUUCCCUGAGGGAACUUUAUGUUUACCAAGAGCCAAGCAUCAAGUCAAUGGCUCUGCUCUCAAACCUCACGUCUCUCACGCGUCUAAGGAUACAUGGCUGCAGUAAUUUAACAGUGGCCGGAUUCAAUCCUCUCAUCGCAGUCAACCUCAUAGAGCUGCAAGUGUAUCACUGUAACACCUCAGCAGCAGAUCUGCUCUCAGAGGUGGCCUCUCAGAGGGCCAAAUUAUUGCCUGCGGGUUACAUCUCUAGAUUGGAGAAACUCGGUGUGGAUGACAUGUGUGGAUUGCUUGUUGCUCCUAUUUGCAACCUCCUCGCCCCGGCCCUCCACACACUUGAAUUCCAGUUUGGUGAUGAGAGGACGGAAAGCUUCACGGAGGAGCAAGAGAAAGCGCUGCAGCUCCUCACCUCCCUCCAAAAUCUAACAUUUUCCGAUUGCAAGGGUCUGCAGUCCCUUCCUCAAGGGUUACAUCGCCUUUCUUCUCUCAAGGAGUUAUGUGUCCGUGGGUGUCCAAAUAUCCGAUCGAUGCCCAAGGAGGGCCUCCCGGUUUCACUGAGAAAACUAAGGAUGGAUUGUCACAGCGCUGAGAUAGAGGAGCAAAUUGAGAAAAUAAAAAGAACCAACCCAAAUUUAUCCGUCAAAGGAUAA